Molecule: messenger RNA, 965 nt
Organism: Tripterygium wilfordii
Lineage: Eukaryota; Viridiplantae; Streptophyta; Magnoliopsida; Celastrales; Celastraceae
Product: ribulose-phosphate 3-epimerase, cytoplasmic isoform
Exons: 8
Coding region: 1-672 (223 amino acids)
Biological process (GO): pentose-phosphate shunt; carbohydrate metabolic process; pentose-phosphate shunt, non-oxidative branch
Cellular component (GO): cytosol
Molecular function (GO): D-ribulose-phosphate 3-epimerase activity; metal ion binding
Source: RefSeq, a predicted model, not a curated record
AUGGGUGUGGCCGCAAAGAUUGCGCCGUCGAUGCUAUCAUCGGACUUCGCUAACUUGGCCUCAGAAGCCGAGCGCAUGAUCAGAUGUGGCGCCGAUUGGCUCCAUAUGGACAUCAUGGAUGGGCACUUUGUACCUAAUUUGACUCUUGGUGCUCCUGUAAUUGAGAGUUUGAGAAAGCACACAAAGGCUUAUUUGGAUUGCCAUCUUAUGGUCACAAAUCCUAUUGACUAUGUGGAACCAUUUGCUAAAGCUGGUGCUUCUGGAUUCACAUUUCAUGUUGAGGCAUCUAGAGAAAAUUGGGAAGAACUUGUGCAAAGAAUCAAGUUAAAAGGCAUGAGGCCUGGUGUGGCAUUAAAACCUGGAACACCCAUUGAAGAAAUCUAUCCACUGGUUGAAGCCGAGAAUCCUGUGGAUAUGGUGCUAGUAAUGACUGUGGAACCUGGAUUUGGCGGACAGAAGUUCAUGCCAGAAAUGAUGGAUAAGGUACGUGCAUUGAGAAAGAAGUAUCCAUCGCUCGAUAUUGAGGUGGAUGGUGGGUUAGGGCCUUCGACCAUUGACGUGGCAGCGUCAGCUGGAGCAAAUUGUAUUGUUGCUGGAAGUUCUGUCUUUGGAGCCUCUGAGCCAGCUCAGGUGAUAUCCCUUCUGAGAACAAGUGUUGAGGAAGCUAAUUAAGACAAUUGGUAUCAGUAUAGGCAAGCUUGGCCAUACUGGUUUUUGUCAAUAUAUGUAUACUGCUUAGAUCAUAAAUCCAUGCAUCUCCACUACUUUUAAGUAGUGUAUGUGUAUGUAGCUCUGUCUAACAUUAUAUGCACACCGGAUCAAUUCUUUGGGACUUGUGGGAACAUUUUCGCUUGGUCCUUUUGUAAUAUUCAAGAACUUUGGUUUUCUUUUUUUCUUUUUUUCACAUUUUGGGUCAUAUGAUAAACUACAGUUCCAUAAUAAAUUGAGUUACCGCCAAUGCCUAA